GUGUCACUCCAUUUUCCACACACUUGUUCGAAUAUCAGGAAAAAAAAUAAUCCUACGUCUUAUAAAUUGUGUGGUAUUCCAAAAUUAAAAAAAGAUGACUAGUCGUACUUUAGUAAUGCUUGUUUUAGCAAUAACUUGCGGUGUUUUGAUGAAAGAAAGCAAUGGUCAUCCUUGUAGCAGCACUUUCUUUUCAGCAUUGAUUCAGCUGAUACCUUGUAGGGCAUCGGUGGUUCCGUUCAGUUCGGUUCCACCGAGCGAAGCGUGCUGCGCUUCGAUCAAGGCUUUAGGGCAGCCGUGUCUUUGUGUUCUUGUCAAUGGCCCUCCAAUUUCUGGUGUCGAUAGAAACAUGGCCUUACAGCUUCCUGAUAAGUGCACUGCCAACUUUGAACAAUGUGAAUUUGGAAAGUAGGAAUACUAGAUUGAUUCUAGCAGGUGUGGUGAAGGAAGAAGUAUAGAAUAAAAAUGUGCAGGGGAAUUAAGAACAAUUGAAAUAUGUACUAAAUCAAAUUAAGUGUUUAUUUAGCUUGUCGUAACAUCCUUAUUAUAGUAAUAAUGUUCAAUAUGAGUACUAUGUAAUGCAAAAUGGUCACUUUGGAUCUCAGAGCAAGAAUCUGCCUUAGCCACUUUUA
Messenger RNA from Solanum dulcamara, 629 nucleotides. Its product is annotated as protein LIM1. The record is from RefSeq and is a predicted model, not a curated record. Bases 95 to 409 code for a protein of 104 amino acids. Lineage: Eukaryota; Viridiplantae; Streptophyta; Magnoliopsida; Solanales; Solanaceae. The transcript is spliced from 2 exons. Gene Ontology annotation, molecular function: fatty acid binding. Gene Ontology annotation, biological process: systemic acquired resistance.